This is a messenger RNA of Drosophila ficusphila, 1215 nucleotides long. Its product is annotated as protein ABHD11. The transcript is spliced from 5 exons. The record is from RefSeq and is a predicted model, not a curated record. Gene Ontology annotation, cellular component: mitochondrion. Lineage: Eukaryota; Metazoa; Arthropoda; Insecta; Diptera; Drosophilidae. Bases 194 to 1144 code for a protein of 316 amino acids.
AUGUAAAUAGCAAAACAAAAUAUAAAAACAACACCCUAGCUUAUCUCCGCUCUGAAGUUUGCACAAUGCUAGAAAUCCACGACAUUUAAACGGCAACCAAAUUGCGCAACUGGAGGACCACAACCCCCUGGACCACCACACCACUGUCCACACAGUUUUCCCGCCGGCGGCGUGUGCACACACUGGCCAACAGAUGCAGCGACUGACGAAAUCGUUACGUUUACUUUCGUUUGUCCAGGGAAAGACCCAUGCUUCUCCUGCGGCAACAGCAUGGAGUCUUUUUGGGAUCGCGAAGAGGGCGUACUCCUCAGAGCUGCCGGAUCCCGUGGAACUGAGCUUCGAUCUGUACACCGGUGAGAGCGCGGAAACGAGGCCACCAUUGGUAACCUAUCACGGGCUCUUUGGUUCCAAGCAGAACUGGCGGGGAAUCAGCAAGGCGCUGGUUCGGAAAGUCCCCAGAAAGGUCUACGCAAUGGAUGCCAGGAAUCACGGAGAGAGUCCGCACUCAAAUGUCCACAAUUCAAGGGCGAUGAGCGAGGAUGUUCGUCUGUUUCUGGAGCAGCACAAUUACCAACAGGCCGCCUGCUUGGGUCACAGCAUGGGUGGCAGGUCUAUGAUGUACUUUGCCCGGAAAUAUCCCGAGUUGGUGGAACGACUGAUAGUAGUGGAUAUAUCGCCCAUUAGCGUGCCGCGAUCGACUGGAGAAAUGACGGAAAUCUUCGAUGCGAUGGUCUCGCUAAAUCUCUCUCCAACUUUAUCCAUGUCCGAGGGGCGGAAAAUCGCCAGGGAAGCACUGCUAGAAGCCACCGAGGACGAAACCGUCGACUUUAUCAUGUUGAAUCUGCGUAAAGAUCCUGAUUCAGGGGUAUUUUCAUGGGCCUGCAAUGCGCGAGUUCUCCGAGAUUUCCUCACCCGCUUCGAUGAUUACCAGAGCAAUCUGGAUGAACUGCCUCCGUACACGGGACCAACCACUUUUAUCUGUGGAACGCGAUCAUCAUACAUGAGACGCGAACAGUGGCCACAGAUUGUGGAUAUGUUUCCCAAUGCCGAGAUUCACUGGCUGGAAGCCGGCCAUCUGGUGCAUUUCGAACAGCCGCAGGAAUUCAUAUCGUUGGUCAGCGAGUUCCUAAAUAGAUCCGAUUAGACAACCAAAAUUCUUUUGUUUUACAAAUUUGUACAAAGGAGUCAAUAAUAGAGAGGCUUUAGCUAACUGAA